GCUUAAAUGCGAAAACAGAGAGAGAGUCUCAACUGCGGCGGCUGGAAUUUGUUUCCCUAAGGAGACGAAAUCUGAAACCUUUCUGAAUUCAAUCUCACAGUUUCAAUGAUAGAAAGCUUGAUCUGUACCUCGGAAAUGAAGAAACCCGUAGAUGGGUUCUCUGUUUCUGCUUCAUCUUCUUCUAAUGGAACUCUGUUUCAGAGGAGGAUCGAAUUUCAUCCCGCUCGGAAGCCUUUCACUGGUUUUAGUAAUGGCAGUGAAGAUUUCCGUAUAGAGACUUUGAAUCCCAGCUCGGAUUCUCAGAGAUCCGCCUCCCAAAAGGCUGUUGCGUUGGCUUCGGUGGGGAAGAAAUCAGAGGGCGGUGAUUUUUUUGAAAUUGGGUUGGAUCCAGAGCUUAUUUCUGGGACUACGCUUCGAAGAAUCGGUGCUGGGUUGGAAAAUCUGGGGAAUACUUGUUUUCUGAAUUCAGUAUUGCAAUGCCUGACAUAUACAGAGCCCUUUGCCGCAUAUUUGCAGAGUGGGAAGCAUCAGUCUUCAUGUCACACUGCUGGAUUUUGUGCAAUGUGUGCCAUCCAAGAUCAUGUAAGGCGUGCUCUACAAUCCAGUGGGAGAAUAUUAGCCCCAAAACAUCUCGUGAUGAACUUGCGGUGCAUAUCUAGGAAUUUUCGUAAUGCUAGACAAGAGGAUGCACAUGAGUAUAUGGUUAACUUGCUGGAAUCGAUGCAUAAAUGCUGCUUGCCUUCUGGGGUACCAAGUGAAUCCCCUAGUGCUUAUGAGAAAAGCUUGGUCCACAAGAUCUUUGGUGGUCGUCUCAGGAGUCAGGUGAAAUGCAUGCAAUGUUCUUACAGCUCCAAUACAUUUGAUCCAUUCUUGGACUUAAGUCUUGAAAUAGUCAAGGCAGAUUCAUUGCUUAAGGCACUCAGGCAUUUCACAGCCAUGGAGCAAUUAGAUGGAGGGGAGAGGCAGUACCAGUGUCAACGCUGCAAGCAAAAAGUCAGGGCUUAUAAACAACUUACAGUUCAUAAGGCCCCUUAUGUCCUCACCAUCCAUCUGAAGCGUUUUGGUUCACAUAUUCCUGGACAGAAGAUUGACAAGAAAGUUGAGUUUGGACCUACAUUGGACUUGAAACCCUUCGUCAGUGGUACCUAUGAAGGGGAACUGAAAUAUACUCUUUAUGGAGUUCUGGUUCAUGCCGGUUGGAGUACUCACUCAGGCCACUAUUACUGCUUUGUUCGCACAUCAAGCGGAAUGUGGUAUUCUCUAGAUGACAAUCGGGUUGUUCAGGUAAGCGAGAGGACAGUGUUAGAGCAGAAGGCGUACAUGUUGUUCUAUGUUCGUGAUAGGAGAAGCCUUGUGCCAAAGAAACCAGUUGAUGGUUUUCACAAAGAAAACAUGGUAUCAAAUAUCAUUGAAAACAAAGGGUGGCCUAAUUCUGCCUUCAGUCUUAAGGAAACAGUUCAAAAUGUUCUGAUUGAGAAAAGAUCAUGUGGUAUGGAUUAUUCUGGUACUGCGGCUCAAAGAGAUGCAUUAAGUGGUAGUGCAGUUAAGGGGCCUCUCCUAAAAGAAUUUUUUGUUAAAUCUAAUGGCCUGGUUGUGCCAGGUCUUGUUGUAUCAAAAGACCAUGAGGUGCUUUUACCAAAGCAGAAUUCGUCGAAAAAUCCAAUGAAGGGGCAAUCUGUUUCACACCCUACCAAUGGGCACCUCGAGUCAGAAAUCAUGCUACAAUCUGCUCAAUCAUCAGUAAAAGGCUAUAAUAGUACUGCUGCUCAUUUAAAUGAUGCCACUGUUACACCUUAUGGUGACAAAAUUAAUGGAACUGGGAGUGAAGGCUCCAAGAAAGAGUUGAGUGUCUCUGUUGCUACACCAUCUGAUCAUAAUUUUGCUGGAACUUCUUGUCCCGAGAAACCCAUCACAGAGAACGUGGCGGACAAGAUUGGUGUUAUGAAUGAGAUAGAAGUGAGCAAAGCACCACCUGCGCUGGGUUGUGAUAAAAAGCCUGAAAAAGUAAAUGCAGUCAGUCAGUCAUAUCAGUCAACUGUGGUAAACAAUCAGAUUGAAGUUAUCUCCCGUGAGAUGAGCCCUACUGAUGCAAAAUGUCUGAAGACAGGAAAGAAUGAUCCUAGAUCAAUAGAACUUGGUUGGGUAGAGAAUUCUAGCCAAUCAAACAAAAUAAAUGGACAUGUCCAGAAGGAAGAUUUUGAUCACCAGCACCACUGGAAGGUGACCAAGACAAAGAAGAAACUUCAGAAAUCUCGUGUUGCUAGAAUGUUUCUUGGCUCCAACCUACUUUUCAGGACAUCUUUGACCCUGAGGAAGAGAAAGAAGCACAAAAGAAGCAAACACCUCAAUGUAAUGCUCAGAGGUAUCACACAAGAAGAGUUACUGGAUGGAAAUUGUAUCUCAGGAGAUCCUGGGCCAUCUACAUCGGAGAAGACCAUUAUGCUUUCCCAUGAUUCAACUGGUGUACGAAAGAAGAAGUCAAGGUCUGGUGCAAACAAAGCAAAUGGUUAUGCGACUAAGAAGAAUUCCAGAGUUACCAAUGGGAAUUUCUGUACCAGCAAUAUAGAUGGAGAUCACAGAGAGAGAAUUGAUCAGAACAAUGCUGAGCUUUCAACCAAUGAAUCUCCACAGAAGAGUGUGAGCUUAAUCUCAGCAGCGAACAAUGUAGGAACUAGAGAACCUGAAGGUUCAGAAGAUCAGAAGAAGACUUUGGUUCAGAGUCAAUUGAGAAAUAUGCUUAUGAGAGGUUUUGAGGAGACCAUUGCACAUUGGGAUGGGAUAGAAUUGCCUACAUCACAGAUUCUAGGAUCAAGCAGCAGACAGAGUGCCAACAUUGGUUAUGUAGCAGAUGAAUGGGAUGAAGAAUAUGAUCGUGGGAAGAGAAAAAAGGUUAAAAGUAACAAGAGAAGCUUUGGGGGACCCAACCCUUUCCAGGAAGUCGCCGCUAUGAAGACACAACUGAAGAAAGUGAAGAUGGAUCAGACAAGCUCUGGAAACCAACCUAUAAGGAUAUGAAGGAAGCUGCGUUGGCCUGCUCCUAUUUUCGACUAUAAAUGUAGAGGAGGUUAUGGCUGUGCGGUGGAGAUUGUAACAGUGAGAAGCUCUCGAAGCAAUUGAAUUUCCGGUUAUUUCUUUCCCUUUUUCCUUUUUCGCUUUUUAUUCUUUGGAGAGAGUGAGGCUGUGCAAAGACACUUGGGGAACUAGUAUGGGGUUAAUUGAUUAAUGUAUGAAGAGAUACAUAAGCUGAGAGGGAGCUUUCUCUCCAUUGUAUUAUC
Telopea speciosissima is the source of this 3275-nucleotide messenger RNA. Its product is annotated as ubiquitin carboxyl-terminal hydrolase 23. Gene Ontology annotation, biological process: protein deubiquitination. Bases 106 to 3015 code for a protein of 969 amino acids. Gene Ontology annotation, cellular component: nucleus; cytosol. The record is from RefSeq and is a predicted model, not a curated record. Lineage: Eukaryota; Viridiplantae; Streptophyta; Magnoliopsida; Proteales; Proteaceae. Gene Ontology annotation, molecular function: cysteine-type deubiquitinase activity; cysteine-type endopeptidase activity. The transcript is spliced from 11 exons.